Messenger RNA from Monascus purpureus, 1337 nucleotides. The record is from the annotation of a GenBank genome assembly. Lineage: Eukaryota; Fungi; Ascomycota; Eurotiomycetes; Eurotiales; Aspergillaceae.
UCCCCCACCUCAUUUCGUUCAUCUCUCUUGACGAAUUUCCUGGAAAAAAUAGUUCCUAUUUGAUUGCUAAAAGGAAACGGUAUUCACGAUGUCUUCAGGAAAACCAACAAUCCGAAUUGGCUAUGUCCCAGAACACUAUCUCACGCCUCUCCACCUAGUUUUACGCUCCGCUGCCUCAUCCCUGCCUUUCCAGAUCUCAUUGACCCCCUUCCCAUCUGGAACGGGCCACAUGAUCACCUCCCUCCGCGAGAAGGAAAUUGAUAUUGGAAUUGGGUUAACAGAGGGUUGGGUCGCAGGUCUAACUAGCAAGCAGCAGACGAGCGGUGGGAAGCAAGCUGGCGGAUACAAGCUUGUUGGACGCUGGGUUGAGACGCCACUGCGAUGGGCAAUCGUAACGGGGCGGAACCGGGAUGAUAUCACCAAGGUGGAGGAUCUCAAGGAUAAGCGGGUUGGAAUCAGUCGGCUUGGGAGUGGCUCCCAUAUCAUGUCCUUUGUUCUCGCCCAACAGCAAUCAUGGCAGCCGGACUCCCUUCAUCCUGUUCCUCUGGGCCCAUUCCAGGCCCUCCGCAACGGCGUAACAGGCUAUAACGAGGCUCACCCAGAACAAGAACCGAAACCCCAAGCAGAAUUCUUCAUGUGGGAGCACUUCACCACGAAGCCUUACUUUGCACCAACACCUGAGCAGAGGUCUCCCCCACUCAAAAAGAUCGGGGAGAUCUUCACACCCUGGCCGUCGUGGAUGAUUGUCGCGUCUACUUCAACUUUUCCAGAUCCCAAAAAGGAUGAGACGCUACAACAGCUCUUCCAGGCGCUGGACCAGGGGAUCAGGGAAUUCGAAGCCGACACUGCCCAGGUCGUGAAGCUCUUGGGAACGGGCGAACUUGGGUGCACGUAUGUCGAAGAUGACGCGAAGGAAUGGCUGAAAAGUGUGAAAUUCGUUAAGGCCACACGGGGUGCAGACCCGAAGGAAAUCGAGGGUGUUGUUAAUGUUCUCAAGGUCGCAGGGGUUAUCGAUACGGCGAUGGGUAAUGAUGAGGCUCUUCAGAGAGUGGUGGGAAUCUACAAUUAGGUCGUUCUAUCGUCCGGAAUUCCGCAAGGGCCUCGUCUGGGGAGGGAAUUGUAUGAUCAUGUAACAAGUUCCGGGGACACAGGGAGUCUUCUUAUUUAGCAUUGAUAUGGCAAAAACAUGCAUAGUCCGAGACUGAAAGAUGAUUUUUGGUUGCCUGUUUCUGUUUGGCUGAUAGAGCGUCAUCCGGCUGUAUUAGCGUUAUACCUUAAAAAGCGAUCCACUAAAUACUACUAUGAGAGACAAGCAAGAAUAAAUGUGAGUAUCGUGG